Messenger RNA from Sciurus carolinensis (gray squirrel), 7818 nucleotides. RefSeq names its product membrane bound O-acyltransferase domain containing 2 (gene Mboat2). The record is from RefSeq and is a predicted model, not a curated record. NCBI's taxonomy places the organism in Eukaryota, Metazoa, Chordata, Mammalia, Rodentia, Sciuridae. Gene Ontology annotation, cellular component: membrane. The transcript is spliced from 13 exons. Gene Ontology annotation, molecular function: acyltransferase activity. Gene Ontology annotation, biological process: lipid modification. Bases 118 to 1680 code for a protein of 520 amino acids.
CCGCGGGCCGCCCAGGGGCGGGCGCGCCGCUGCAUCCCCAUCCUCGUCGUCGCCCGGCACAGCGCGAGCGGGCGAGUGGCGUGCGGGCCGGAGCGGGCGCAGCGCCGAGGCCCGGCCAUGGCCACCACCAGCACCACGGGCUCCACCCUGCUGCAGCCCCUCAGCAACGCCGUGCAGCUGCCCAUCGACCAGGUCAACUUUGUAGUGUGCCAACUCUUUGCCUUGUUAGCAGCCAUUUGGUUUCGAACUUAUCUACAUUCAAGCAAAACUAGCUCUUUUAUAAGACAUAUAGUUGCUACCCUUUUGGGCCUUUAUCUUGCACUUUUUUGCUUUGGAUGGUAUGCCUUACAUUUUCUCGUGCAGAGUGGGAUUUCCUACUGCAUCAUGAUCAUAAUGGGAGUGGAGAGCGUGCACAAAUACUGUUUUGUGUUUGCUUUGGGAUACCUCACAGUGUGCCAAAUCACUAGAGUCUAUAUCUUUGAUUAUGGACAAUAUUCUGCUGAUUUUUCAGGCCCGAUGAUGAUCAUCACUCAGAAGAUCACCAGUUUGGCUUACGAAAUUCAUGAUGGGAUGUUUCGAAAAGAUGAAGAACUGACUCCAUCACAGAGGGGCUUGGCUGUAAGGCGCAUGCCGAGCCUCCUGGAGUAUGUAAGUUACAACUGUAACUUCAUGGGUAUCCUGGCAGGCCCCCUCUGCUCUUAUAAGGACUACAUUACCUUCAUUGAAGGCAGGUCUUACCACAUGAUACAGUCAAGUGAAAAUGGAAAAGAAGAGGUGCAGUAUGAAAGGACAGAGCCAUCUCCAAACGGGGCCGUUGUUCAGAAGCUCCUGGUGUGUGGGCUCUCCCUGCUCUUGCACUUGACCAUCUCCAGCACAUUGCCCGUGGAGUAUAACAUCGACGAGGGCUUUCGAGCCACAGCUUCAUGGCCAACCAAGGUUACCUAUCUCUAUAUGUCGCUACUGGCUGCCAGACCUAAGUACUAUUUUGCAUGGACCUUAGCUGAUGCUAUUAACAAUGCUGCAGGCUUUGGUUUCAGAGGAUAUGACAGAAAUGGAGCAGCUCAUUGGGACUUGAUUUCCAAUUUGAGAAUUCAGCAAAUAGAGAUGUCAACAAGUUUCAAGAUGUUUCUUGAUAAUUGGAAUAUCCAGACAGCUCUUUGGCUCAAAAGGGUGUGUUAUGAACGGGCAUCCGUCAGUCCAACCAUCCAGACCUUCUUUCUCUCUGCCAUUUGGCAUGGGGUGUACCCAGGAUACUAUCUGACCUUUCUGACGGGGGUGUUGAUGACAUUAGCAGCCCGGGCUAUGAGAAAUAACUUUAGACAUUAUUUCAUCAAAACUCCCCAACUUAAAUUAUUUUAUGACGUCAUAACAUGGGCAGUAACUCAAAUAGUAAUAAGUUACACAGUUGUGCCAUUUGUGCUUCUUUCUAUAAAACCAUCAUUUACGUUUUACAGCUCCUGGUAUUACUGCCUUCACAUCUGUGCUAUUUUAGUAUUAUUGUUGUUGCCAGUGAAAAAAACUCAAAGAGGAAAGAACACACAUGAAAACAUUCAGCUCUCACAGUCCAAAAAGUUUGAUGGAAGAGAAAAUUCUUUGGGAGAGGACAGUUUCUCCACGACAAACAGCAUUUGCAAUCAGAGCCAAGGAAAAGCCUCUAGACCUCCUUCAUCAAGGCAGUGAUGGCGAGGCCCCCAGCCGACUGCCUUUCCUGUUCACUGAAGCCAGUCUCAGCACCUUUGCAAGGGGUUUGUGUUUGUAUGGAGAGAUUCUCUGGGGGGAAAUGGGACAGUUAGGUAGGGAAUUCCCUGUGUACCAGAUUGGAAAUGGAGUGAAGCAGCCCUCCCAUGCCAUGUCCCUGCGGGCCAUGCCUUAUCAAAGACACCUUCGUAUUUCACCGGGGCGCUCAAUCUCAGCACGUGUCCGUCAGGUCCUGUGCGUGCCCUGUUGCUGAAUGUAUGUUGUGUACCCCAAGGCACUGCAGAGGUGGAAGACUGAUCCUGUCAGUCUGGAUGAUUGAGAGGGGUUAACUUUUCCAAAUGAAUGUCUUGCCUUAAACCCUCUAUUUCCUAAAAUAUUGUUCCUAAAUGGUAUUUUCAAGUGUGAUCAUGUGAGAAGAUUAUUUCAAUAUUUGAUGUUGUAUGCUGUAAAGGAAUUUAGAAGGAAUUUGAAACAGGAUAUUUAAGAUGGUAGAUAUUUUAAAAACGCAAUAAACAUCUCAGUAUUUGAAGGGUUUUCUUAAAGUAUCUCAAAUGACUACGGUGCAUAGUGAAACUGUAAGCAGUAAUGGAUGCCAAAUUAUAGGUAGCUUAUUUUGCUGGAGAGCUUAAUUACCUUGUGUCAGUCAGAGAACCCUUCUCCAGGAGGAACUUCUUAAAUAUAAUUAAAGGUUGGGAAUGUGCUAUUUUAAGCUUAUUUUCUUAAAAAAGAGAAGAUGAGGCAGGAAGGCAGGCAUGAGGAAAGCUCUGUGGGGAUGGGGGAUGGACGGGGGUGGAAGGGGUGCUCCCUUUGGCCUGGAGUUCCUUGUGAUUGAGAAGUAAGGUUUAAUAACUCGGCAAUACUUUGGACUUUCAAAUGAAAUUUAUCAAACGUAAAUUACAUAGAAUUAGAAGAGAUAAUGAGAGUAAUAGUGAUAGACUCAAAGGUUUUGAAAGAAGUCUUUAGUGAUUAAGGUUGUCUGGCUAAUCAAUUUCCUAUCCUUGUCACUUUAAUUCCUAUGUGGGAAAGUUUUAGGGAAUCAAAGACUUAAAAGACAUGGAGACCGAAUGACUUUUUUUUUUUUUUUUUUUUUUGCGGUGCUGGGGAUCGAACCCAGGGCAAGCACUCUACCGGCUGAGCUAUCUCCCCAGCCCCGAAUGACAUUUUUUGAGAACAGCAGAACUUAGUUUCCAGACUCUUUUAAUUUCUCACAUUAAAAUUUUGCUGUUAACUCCUGCUAAAAAUGAGUUUUAGAUUCUGUGAGAAGAAAAUGGUGGUUUCUUCUUAUGGGCCACUUCUACCAUGAAUAACCUUGCCUUGGAUCCCGGGCACCUCCGGUAGUCCUGCAGAGUAUUGUGAUGGCGCAGCAGCCAAGAGCAGAGCUGGGACCAGAGGCCAGGCGCUGCAGUUGGGCCCAGCCGCAGAUGCAGGGUGCCUGUGGCAGGGAGGGCACACGAGACCUUUGACCUCACUGUUGCUUGACCCAUCUCUGGUGGAACUUUUCUUUUUGCCUUAAAAUUUUUAAUGAAAUGAAGUUACGUGUCUAUUUUGUUGGAAUGGAUGAGUCUCCAUUUCUGAUCACUAAUAAAUUUAUAAAUGAAGUAGAGGAUAAAACAAAAAUCUGGCAUAAGCUCUGUAGUAUUUAAAGAAAGGCGAAGUCAAUGCACUUGAAACUUCUGUGGUCUCAAAAUGUCAGUGUAUUGUCUUAGAACUUUAGAAAUAGCCUUUCCUUUUAUCUUUCUAAAGACUGACUUUUUUCUGUCUGAUGAGGCAAACCCCACUUCUCCCUCCCAGGUCAGGGUAGAUAGCUAAAUAGCUUUUCUCUGUUUUCCCGUGUAUUGAAAUUAAACUAGUUGCAUAAUGUAAGGUUAGAAGGGAAUGUUCAUGAAAGUGUCUCCCCUCAAAACAUAUUCUCAGUUUAAUUAAUGCUGCAGAGAAUCUGCUUACUGUUAAGAGAAAGUAAACGAAUUUAGAGUAAACCGGAAAGCUCUAUAAAAACUUUCUAGUUUUUUGUUUUCUCAAUUCCCUCAACCUGGCUGCUCACAGAUGGUCACCACUGGUCUCUGUUGCCUGAGUGUGUUUCCUCUCGGCUGUGAGCCCACGUCACUGCUCCCGCUUCUCGCCCAGUGAAGGUCUAACUGCAGAUUAGAUUUGUCUGCAAAGAGCGAGGCAUUGAACUGGCUCCUGGACUCACGUGAGGGUGGCGCUGGCCUGUCCUGUUGGGCUCAUUUUUUACUCCCCCAGAUCUACUAGUGCUUUUUAUGAAAUGGUUUUUGAAUACCUCUCCUCUAAUUUGGAGAAAUAAUCAUGAAUAGGCAAUCUAAAAGAAAAACUAGAAUUCAUUCUAAUUCUUAACUUGAUUUUUCUCAAGAAAAAAAUUAUGUUCGGUAAAAUGAAUAUAUCUCCUUGGAGUGUUAUGAAGAUGAAUUUUUUGCUUCUACUUACAGUAGAAGAAUUAAAAUCUAGCAUAUUUCUACUGCUGUCAAGUAUAAAGGAAUUCAUUGUGAUGUGUGUGCUUGCUUUUCUUUCUUUCUUUUUUUUUUUUUCCAUCAGCAGAAUUAGGAUUCAGUGUGUAUUUAUAUUAUUUUCCCAUUCUUCAGAUACCAUGAAACCACUCCAGAGAUGAUCAGUCAACAUCAUAUUUAUACUUUUGGUUAAUUAUAUACUACUCAGGGAAAAAAAAUGAACAAAAAUAAUUAUUAUUCCCUCAAUUUCAUUUUCUUAAAACUAUAGUCACUUUGACAUGUCACAGCUAUCAUCAUUUUAUAAGUGGCUCAUUCUGUUUUUAAAAUAAGCAUUUUUGUUGGAACUCAGGGUAAUUGGGGAAGUUUACUUUGCUUCUGAAACAUCCAGAAUAAUAGACAAGAUUUAUUUGACUUCAAAAAAUGUCCAGCCACCACUCCGUCGGCCUCCGCCAUCCACUUAGCUAAAAUUUUUGUCAUCAGUCCCCGCCAUGUUUACAGCACACGGGGAUUUCCACGAAUACCACUUCUGAGAAAAUGGGCAGUGAAAGGAGGUUUCCGAAAGUGAGGGUGGCUUCUGAGAGCACUGGCUGGCCUGAGAGGAACCGGCACCUCUGGCUCUGCCCACUGAGUCCCUGUCCUCUGGGCUCACACUCCCCCUUCCCAAGCCAGGGAGAGGAAAGAGGACCGGAAUGGGAGCCAAGUGCAAGGGCGGAUUCACAAAGAGAACGAUUGUGAUUGCUCAUUUUUAUUAUUGGCACUCAGAGCCAUGACUUUUUAAAAGGUUGUCAUAGCAACAGAAGAUUUUUUUUUUUUUUUUUGUUAAGGGGUUGGGGGAUUGAGCCCAAGGGCGUUCUACCACACCCUCCAGCUCUUUUUUAUUUUUGUUUUGAGAGAGGGACUCACUAGGUAACGGAGACUGACCUUGAACAUGUGAUUCUUCUGUCUCAUCUUCUUGAAUCAGUGGGACUGCAGAUGUGUACCAUUGCACCUGACCACAAGAAAACCUUUUUGGUUUUUGUUGUUGUUUGUUUUAGUUUUGGUUUGGAUCUUUUAAAUUUUAUUUUGUUUUGUCUUUGGUACUGGGGAUUGGACCCAGGAGCACUUUACCACUGAACUACAUCCCCAGCCCUACUUUUGAUCCUCCUGCCUCAGCCUCCCCAGUCACCGGGAUUACAGGGGUGUGCCACCUUGCCCAGCUCAGGGGGAGAACAAUCCAUUAGAUCAGGAGGUGUGGCAACACAUUAUUUCUACUGAACAUAGCUCUUAAAAAUUACUUUGAUAGUGAAAUGGUCUCUACUGAAGCAAACAAUGAUUUUGGACUGGGACUGUAGCUCAGCGAUAGAGUGCUCGCCUUGCACAUAUGAGGCACUGAGUUUGAUCCUCAGCACCACAUAAAAAUAAAUAAAUAAAUAAAUAAAGAUAUUGUGUCCAUCUACAACUAAACAAAACAUUUUUUAAAUUUAUUUUUUAUUUUUGGCACUAGGGGUUGAACCCAGAGGCACUAAGCUACUACAUCCCUAGUCCCAGUCCUCCUUUUGGGGUAGGUGACAAGGUCUAAGUUGCUGAGACUGGCCUUGAUUUUGCAAUCAUCCUUUAUGCUUCAUUUUAAACUACAGAAAUAAAUUAAAAUGUUUGCCAUUAAAAUGAUUAUAUAAGUUAUUUUUAGUUAACUCUUAGGACAAACAUUUCCUAUUUAAAAUUCACACCUGUUAAAUAUUUAAUUUGCAUAUUCCUGAACAAAUCUGGACAUUUUUACUCUUGUUUCCUUAUUCAUAAUUAUUGGAUAAUUGGCUUUAUGAGUUCUACAUUAAGACUGAAAAAAGAAAUUACUUGAGAGAAUGAUCGGCUCAGAAUGGUGCCUGUAUUGCUGUCAGCUUAGGAUUUGUCCAGACUUGUAGAUGUCAGUCAGUAUUUUGAGGGGUUUUAAUCAGGCACUAAUAGUCCAUUCUGUUGAAAUAUAAUGCAUCAGAUUUAAGAGAGGUGCAGGAUUCUGACAACACUGUGAAUGCAAUCUGAGUAGCUUCGAGGACCUUACACACCUAUGGCACCUGACCCAGAGGCACCCAAUGAGUGGUUGAUAAUUCAUGCUCUUAUCUUGGAUGCCAAAUUUCUGCUAAUAAAAGUGGGUCUGUACCACUGUGGGCUCCUAAUGGCGAAGGAAGAGAUUGCAUUUAAAAAAAGAAAUCCACUCUGAAAUUGGAGUUUGAAGGAUUAGAAUGUAAAGGGUCUCUGCGGUGUUCUUCCACAACACCAUGUAGUAGUCAAAUCUAUUUAUAGUAAUUCUCCUUACAGUAAGAAAGAAAAUUUUAAAUGAAAUUUUCCACGUUGAUAUUUUGUAGGAGUACACUUCUAAUCAGUGAUUAAGCUGCUUUUUUGAGACUCUUGUUGUACAGAGGAUGCAGCCAAUUACAUUUUAAUUGACAGGCUGCUUAAUAAUAUUUUAUAUGUUUUAAAAUAAUAUUUAUUUUAAUAGGUUUUUAACAUAAAGUUAAACCCCCAGUAAAACCUGACAAGCUCCAUAGGUCAUUGAUUGGGAAAACUUUGUGAACCAAAACUGAAGAGACAUUUUUAUGCCAACUAAAUUGUCUUGCCUUUAAAACUGAUUAUAACUCUUCUUUUAGUAUGACUUUUAUAAAGCAAAAAACAAAAACAAACCCAAGACUCUGUUCUAUAAAUACUAUAAAGAUCCUUGUAAAACUGCUGUCUGACACUUACCAGUGAUACACAGCCGUCUCUCCAGCCAUGUUUUAUCAAAUUUUGCAGCUGUAAAAGGAAAUGGAAAUAUAAUGCAAAACUAAAAGUUACUGAGCGACAUAGGCAAAAUGACUAACCAGUUUCUUAAUAACAUGUUUGAAGUGGAAGAGGUGACUGGCUGCUAUUUACUGUUUCCCGCUAUAUUUUGGAUUAACUUCUUUGAGACGUUGGUUUGUUAAUAUUCCUUUCUGUUCUUUCUCAGAAAAUGACAAACUUACAUCCUGGGGCAUUUUAAAAUAUGCUUCUUUCCCAUUUAAAUAUUUUUGGUUUGGUGUACAUGGAUUUGUCAAUGAAGUACAUUUGCUACUGACUUUUUAUCAUAAGGAAAAAACUCACGUUGAACACAAAUACCAAUCUUGUCUGUUUUCUGUCACCUUUACGUGACAGCUUCUCAAACCAGGAGGGGCAUGACACAGGGCAGAGGGAGUGAGGUAAGAAAACCUGAGGUGAAGCGAGGGAUUGGGUCAUACGCAGGAGGUGUGGGCUGCUUCUUGCCCGCCUUCAGAGCGAGUCUUGACCUCUGCCUGGAAGUCGCUGAGCUUCCGAUACCCAAUCUCGAGGGGAGCAUGGCCGCAGUAGCCGCGGUUGACAGUGUUCACUCCCCUCCCCAGGCAAGAACGCCAUGUGGUGUUCUGUGCUGCUUGUUUUUACUAUUCUAAAAUAUUUUUUUAAAGAAGUGUUAUUUUUCAACAAAUCCAUAGGUCAGUCCUUCCUGUGCAGUGCGUGGACACCAGCACUGUCUGUUCAGCUGUGGCGUCGUGAGUUCUUACCACUUGUUCCUGACCUGUGUCCCCAGAGCUGCUCUGGUGGCUUACUGCUGGGUUUGAAGGUGUGUUGAAUGUACAUGGUUUUCUUUUUCUAAUUUGUGUGUCUUUAAAACUGAUUAAACAGUAGUUUAAAAGAA